AUGGUCCUGGUGUUCUGGCCUGGUGUGACCCUCUGCAUCGAGUGGGCUGGCUGUGUGCUCUGUGAGGUCCUGUUUCACAGGCCCAAGGGCAGGUUUGGAGAAGGUCAGCACCACUUACUGCUGCAUGGAGGAGCAGCAAUCAAACACAUUCAAAGUGCUUGAUAGACCCAGGCCCUGACAAUAUGCCAUUCACUCAGCUCAACAGCAGACACGCGCACGUACGUACACAUUUGCUCACUUUCUUUCUUUCUUUCUUUCUUUCUUUCUUUCUUUCUUUCCUUUUUUCUUUCUUUCUUUCUUUCUUUCUUUCUUUCUUUCUUUCUUUCUUUCUUUCUUUCUUUCUCUCUCUCUCUCUCUCUCUCUCUCUCUCUCUCUCUCUCUCUCUCUCUCUCUCUCUCUCUCUCUCUCACUCACUCACUCACUCACUCACUCACUCACUCACUCACUCACUUACUCACUCACUCUCACUCAGUCACUCAUUCUCUCACUCACACACACAUACAAACAUACAGCUUCACAUAGGACAUUCUCUGGCGAAGCCUCCACAGCACAUCCUGUUUCAUGCACAUGGGCAAUAUGACGUCCCAGACGUGUCUCCCAAUGUGAAGCACAGCCAGCUGGAUGACCCAAGGCAUCCAUGGUGCAUUGGCUACAGCACUGGGCCCUGGAGACAUGGCCAUGUGGCGCUCUGCUGCUGCUGGUGCUCUCAGAGAUGUCCUUACUCUACAGGCACUACAAAAUGCAUCACUUACUGAACCCAUGCUGCUGAAUUCAGCACAUACUGUAUGAGGACUACUAAUAACUACUACCAAUUGGUAGGUACAUGGUGUCAACUAGGAGUUUAGCAGGUGAGUUACUUAAACAACAAAAUAUAAUCCGACACUUAACUAUUUGGCACGGUCUUGGCACUCUCCAGUAUGUGAGAUUCAUGAAGCGCAACAGCGGAAGUUUGCUCUAAUGAUGUGUCUAAAAGGCCUCUUAAUGACAGAGCUAAGAAUGCUAAUUAGCAUCUCUGUUUUGGGCUGUGAAGAAUGAUGCUAAAUUAAGAAUGAUGCUAACCAUGCUCAGAUGCUUGAUACACAACAAGAGUUGUCUUUUUUUUCUGAGUGAGGCUUUGACUUGAUGCCUUUAGAAAUAUUAGGCUGUAUAUAUAUAUCUCUCUCGCUCUUUUUCUCUCUCACCCUCUCUCUCUCUCUCUCUCAAUCAGAUAUCAUAUCAAAUAAUACAGUUAUUAUUCAAGAGUAUGCUAUUUCAAUGCAUCACUGAUCUAGUGAUUGAUUUUGAUGUCUCUAAUCUCUGCUCAUUUAUUUUCCUUGCUACCUGCUUUUAGAUGAAAUCAAUCUUUAUAAAGCAUCAGCUCAGGGGAAAGAGUCCUGAGAAAGCAUUGUGUAAGCAGUCCCGUGAAUCAAAUAUAACCAUAAUGAGUUGCCCCGUAGAAUAAUCCCAUUAACCUACACUGGAAUAUCGCCCUUUAUUGCCUUCAGACCUUUCUCUGGAUUAACACUGACCUCAGAGGUGUUACAGAUCGGUAUUAAUGGAAGACUCUGGACUUUAUUUUGACGCACCACAGAUACUGUAUAUGUACACUAUCAUUGAAAAGUUUGGGUUCACUUAGAAAUGUCCUUGUUUUCGAAAGAAAAGCAAUUUUUUUGUCCAUUAAAAUAACAUCAAAUUGAUCAGAAAUACAGUGUAGACAUUGUUAAUGUUGUGAAUGGUUAUUGUAGCUGGAAAGGCUGAUUUUUUAUGGAAUAUCUACAUAGGCGUACAGAGGCCCAUUAUCAGCAACCAUCAGUCCUGUGUUCCAAUGGCACGUUGUGUUUGCUAAUCCAAGUUGAUCAUUUUAAAAGGCUAAUUGAUCAUUAGAAAACCCUUUUGCAAUUAUGUUAGCACAGCUGAAAACUGUUGUGCUGAUUAAAUAAGCAAUAAAACUGGCCUUCUUGAGACUAGUUGAGUAUCUGGAGCAUCAGCAAUUGUGGGUUCGAUUACAGGCUCAAAAUGGCCAGAAACAAAUAACUUUAUUCUGAAACUCGUCAGUCUAUUCUUGUUCUGAGAAAUAAAGGCUAUUCCAUGCGAGAAAUUGCAAAACAGACACCUCACAGGUCCUCAACUGGCAGCUUCAUUAAAUAGUACCCGCAAAACACCAGUCUCAACGUCAACAGUGAAGAGGCGACUCCGGGAUGCUGACCUUCUAGGCAGAGUUGCAAAGAAAAAGCCAUAUCUCAGACUGGCCAAUAAAAAGAAAAUAUUAAGAUGGGCAAAAGAACACAGACACUGGACUUUUUCUUUGUAACUCUGCCUAGGAGGUCAGCAUCCCGGAGUCGCCUCUUCACUGUUGACGUUGAGACUGGUGUUUUGCGGGUACUAUUUAAUGAAGCUGCCAGUUGAGGACCUGUGAGGCGUCUGUUUCUCAAACUAGACACUCUAAAGUAUUUGUCCUCUUGCUCAGUUGUGCACCGGGGCCUCCCACUCCUCUUUCUAUUCUGGUUAGAGCCCGUUUGCGCUGUUCUGUGAAGGGAGUAGUACACAGCAUUGUACGAGAUCUUCAGUUUCUUGGUAAUUUCUUGCAUGGAAUAGCCUUUAUUUCUCAGAACAAGAAUUGACUGACGAGUUUCAGAAGAAAGUUAUUUGUUUCUGGCCAUUUUGAGCCUGUAAUCGAACCCACAAUUGCUGAUGCUCCAGAUACUCAACUAGUCUCAAGAAGGCCAGUUUUAUUGCUUCUUUAAUCAGCACAACAGUUUUCAGCUGUGCUAACAUAAUUGCAAAAGGGUUUUCUAAUGAUCAAUUAGCCUUUUAAAAUGAUCAACUUGGAUUAGCAAACACAACGUGCCAUUGGAACACAGGACUGAUGGUUGCUGAUAAUGGGCCUCUGUACGCCUAUGUAGAUAUUCCAUAAAAAAAUCUGCUGUUUCCAGCUACAAUAGCCAUUUACAACAUUAACAAUGUCUACACUGUAUUUCUGAUCAAUUUGAUGUUAUUUUAAUGGACAGAAAAAUUGCUUUUCUUUCGAAAACAAGGACAUUUCUAGGUGACCCCAAACUUUUGAACGGUAGUGUAUUACCGGUAGGAUAACUUCACCUCUCCUCUCAAUUAGGAGGAGAAACCCUAGGCUGGAAUUUCCCCCAAUCAAUCAAUGUAUUAAUCAAUUCAAUAAAUCUGUUCAUUUAUGGUUCUGUAGUGUAAGGCACAGCCUGUGGAAUCAUUAUAUUUGCAUAGCUAGUUCACUCCCAAAGCAACAGGAGAGGAGCAGCAAGUAGUUCCCUUGUUUUGAUGCCAUCAUUGCAGUGAUGUCAAUGUGCCCACUAGCCAAUCAGGAUGCCCCGAACAUUCAAUAGGUUGCCCCAAAAGUUCUAAUAACACAAAAACUGUCCAGUUGUGCUGAUGAUUAUACAAUGUUUGUAUAAAACAGUCACCUGAUGUUGCAAGAACGUUCCCAGAACAAAUGUUGUUAUUACAUUACCUGGAAACCUAAUAAGAACCUUAGGGUAAUGUUCUGUGGCGGCUGUUACAGAUUUUGUGCACAACAUUUUAGUGAAUGUUAGGAGAACAUUUGAAGGAUAUAAAAAAAAUAAAAACAGUAUUUGAAUGUUUUUGAGAUGUUAUCAUCCUAAUGUUAGAUAAAACCCUAACUAGAACUUAAUGGGAAUAUAAUGUUGUGGGAAUGUUCCCAGUUUGCUGGGUGGGCACUGCAGGGAUGCAGGCAGCUAUGCCAACACAUAAAUAGCACGAAGCAGUAGACUACUCUGCUAGGUCUUCAAAUCAACACACAAUGCUCAAUGUUGAUUAAAAGAUUAACAUUGAUUAUGAUCAACACAAAUAUUUUAUAACCUCAAUUAUGGCAGGAAUUCCUCAGCAAGGAAGAGAUGAACAGAGACUAAUUUGAUUAGCAUUUAGACAACGGCCUCCUCAUAAAUAAAUUGAUUAGAUUUCUUGUCUCCUGUUGAUGGGCACCCAAAAAGAUUUUCAGAGGCCAGACGUGGCAAAGUUAACACGGCAGCUCGUAUUAUCUCAGCCUGCACUUGGAUAUUGAAUCUGUCUGUGUCAUUAUCUAUGUGGUGUUAUUUGAGUACAUUUGUAUUUAUGUUGUUUGCUCUUAUUUUGGUUUCUCUCUGGUUCUGAUGAAAAGGGUGAAGGGGAUUUGAGAAGAGCCACUUAUGGCUGAAGUUGGGUUUUCUGCCUCCUGAGCUGACAUGAAAUAGUUCCACCCCGGGUAUUUAAAAAUUCUAACGGGUUGAGGAUUAAAUAUUAAACACUGCAGACUUGGGAAUCCAUUCCUCCGCUGAGGAAUGAAAAUCUUGGGAGUGUUCCUGACCUGCGGUCCACAGAGAGGUAUGUGUAUGAUGAGAAAUAUCAGCUUACAUGUUUCUCUCCAUAGGGUCAUGGAGGCAACGUCUCACAUUGACAUUGCCACAAAGGAUUUGAAUUUCUGCUUUACAACCAACAAAAUAAUGAACCUGUGUUUGUUUUUUCUCUCUCCACCUUCUCUCAUCCUCUCGCCACUCUCCUCUCUCCAUCACCCCCCCCCCCCCCCCCCCUCCUCUCCACACUGUCCCCCUUUUAUUCCAUUGUUCUCUGCUUUCUCUCUUCUGUGGCUGUGCCCCACCUGUGGUGUGUGAACUGUGCAGUGAGCUCGAACCAGAGCAGUGCCCAUGAGUACCCAGACUGCCGUGAUGGGGGCAGCGAGGCCAGCCUGCUGGUGUCACCGCUGGUGGUGGCUGGCAUCGUCAUCGGCCUGGUGCUCUUCCUUUCCUGCGUUACCAUCAUUGUGGGCAGUCUGCGCAAAGACAGCCGUCUGCGCAACCCCCACCUUCGGGCCAGCUAUGGUGAGUUACAGAGAGCUGUCCAUCAAUGAGGCCAGUGGUUGUGUUAGAGGCCAGUUCAUUUAUAAGCUUUAGUUUAUCGGUUUUCAGUUACAAGCGGUUUCAUAGGUCUUAUUUACAAAUCACUGGGACAAAAUGUAUGGCCAUGCAUUUUCCAUGCUACUUUUCCCAGAGCUGAAUCAAUAGAAGAUAUCCAGUUCAGUCUUCUAUGAACACAUUUCACCCACAUGGCAUUAAUAUGCCACAUUUGGCAUUCUCCAGAGCUGGCAUUUACACCAACCAGUGCUCUUCUCCUGAAACCUCAUAUAAAGGGACCACACUCUGCCUGUGGGGUUGAUAACGGAAUGGGAAAAAAACAAAAUAUUGCGGCCAAACUGAAUCACACACACACACACACACACACAACACAGCCAAAGCCGUGUCUGUGGAAGGCCACUUGGCCCAGUGGACUGGGUCCCAUUGUCAGUCCACACAGAGAAGCACAAAAAGCUCAAAGAGCAUCCUUUGUAUGAGGACGCGGCCCCAAUCUCCCUCUGCCUGGCCAAAGGCUGAUAUACCCAGAUUAUAUCACACUGGCUUCAAUCACAGCCCCUCUAUCUUCAAGGAGCCACAUGCUCUUAGCCUUUAUGUUUCAUAAAGAUUCUGACUGCUCCAGUGUAAAAACAGUGCAGAUGAGAGAGAUAGACUGCUAAAAGAAAUAUUUACUGUAAAUCUGCUUAUUCAGUUCAAAGUAGGAUCCCUAAACCAUGAGAUAUAUAAUUCAGUUGAACUGAACACAGAGAAUAUUUACAAUCCUGACUGUGUGCUGUAGUUCACUGAGAAAAAAGCUAUUGUGUUCGUUAGUGUUGUAUUAGACUGCCCUGCCUCUCCACAGCUCCGGAUGGCUUUUCGUAUGGUGGCUCCAUUGGGGAGCUGAGGUCGACGUGUAUCGAGGAGUUCCCUCCAGCGUUUGACUUUGACUCCUACGUGGAGACUCUAUCACAAGUCAAUGUGAUGUAUCCAGACUCCCCGCCUCAGUAA
Coregonus sp. 'balchen' is the source of this 5837-nucleotide messenger RNA. Lineage: Eukaryota; Metazoa; Chordata; Actinopteri; Salmoniformes; Salmonidae. The record is from the annotation of a GenBank genome assembly.